This is a messenger RNA of Radiomyces spectabilis, 1602 nucleotides long. RefSeq lists its product as uncharacterized. The transcript is spliced from 10 exons. The record is from RefSeq and is a predicted model, not a curated record. Bases 1 to 1602 code for a protein of 533 amino acids. NCBI's taxonomy places the organism in Eukaryota, Fungi, Mucoromycota, Mucoromycetes, Mucorales, Radiomycetaceae. Gene Ontology annotation, biological process: double-strand break repair via nonhomologous end joining. Gene Ontology annotation, molecular function: DNA binding; DNA-directed DNA polymerase activity. Gene Ontology annotation, cellular component: nucleus.
AUGGCGGCUGUGGCGAUGAACGGAUCACUUUUUACGAAUUUGAAAUUUUACCUUGUGCCUCUGAAAAUACCGGCCCAAUUACGAAAAACCGUGGAGGAGUUUAUUUGUUCCCAUGGUGGCACUUGGAUAUUAUCGUUCCAAGAAGCCGAUUAUGUUCUCACCGCUUUGAAAAGCGCUAGUCGUCUUCAUCGACAUAUUGUGGAUCAUCAAAAGGAAGUGAUUGAGAUUUCGUCGGAUGAAGAGCUUCCUCGACAAAUGCGCUGGGACGACAUUAUCGAUAUGGUCGAAGAACGAUAUGGUACGCAACUUAAUAAACGAAGCUUUCCUACUACGUACGGCGCACGUCGCAAAAAAUCAUGUGUCAGGGAGGAAGAGGAUCCUUAUCAAACGACGUCCAGUUCAUCGUUUGAAUCCCACGUCACUUUAUCUCAAGAGUCCAAUGAUGCCAAUCCAACCCUGUCAAACCCGAUACCCAUCAAUGAGCCUAUACCAGCCUAUGAAUGUCAGCGACCCACAUCUCUGGACCAUCAUAAUCGCAAGCUUGUCGAAAUAUUUGAGUUUUUGGAACAUGCUCGAGAAUUGCAAGGUGAUGUUAUCAAUACCCUCAGCUAUCGCAAAGCCGCCGCUGCUGUAAAGGCCUAUCCUCGCGAGAUCAAGUCGGCCGCCGAAGCAUCGAAAUUAAAAGGCAUUGGCAAGAAAUCAACUCAAAUUAUUGACGAUUUUCUUCAACGUGGCAUUACGCCAGAAAUAGAUUUCGUGAAGCAAGGUAGUCAGUUCCAAAUUCUGGAACGAUUUUGGAAUAUCCAUGGUGUGGGCCCCACGACAGCUCGGGAAUGGUUCCAUAAAGGAUAUCAAACCAUGGAGGAUGUGGUGAAACACGAAACGUUGUCAAGAGAACAAAAGUUGGGUAUUCAGUAUUACAACGAUUUCAAGCAACGGCUGUCGCGUUCGCAAGUGGAAACGAUCGUUGACGAAUUUUCAAACGUACUCCGUCAACAUUGGCCCCAAUGCCAGUAUACUGUGUGCGGUAGCUACAGACGGGGCAAGUCCACCUCCGGCGAUGUGGAUAUUAUCAUGUCUCAUCCAGAACCGCAAACAUCCCCGUUUCUUUUGUCGGAUUUAUUGGACAAAUUAAGAGAAGAAGGUUAUAUUGCGGAUAUCUUGUCGGUCAGUGCACGUCGACGGUGGGCGAGUGGGAUCCCGGAUACCGAUGAUGAAAAAGAAGCGGACAACGAGGCGCAAACGGGAGAGGAAGAAUCCACAACGGAUGAAGAAGAAGGAUCCUCCAACAAUGUUGUUGAUCGCAGUAGGAACGAACAAGCUUUACUCGUGUGGCGGUCCAAGAACGAUCCUGUCUUCCGCCGUGUGGAUCUGGUGGUAGCUCAUUGGGAAGAUUAUCCUAUGGCAAUCCUGGGUUGGACUGGAUCAAAACAAUUUGAACGCAGUUUACGCCUUUAUUCCAAACGAGAAAAAAGUCUUAAAGUGACGUCUCACGGCAUCUUUUCACACCAAACAGGAGAAAAGCUUCCAGUCAAAAGCGAAAAACAUGCCUUUGAAUUGCUAGGGUUAUCAUGGCUGGACCCGAUGUAUAGAAAUUGUUAA